AUGUCCGAGUGUCUCCUGAUUACUGCGUGUCGCCUGAUGUCCGAGUGUCUCCUGAAUACUGCGUGUCGCCUGAUUCCUGCUUGUCGCCUGAUGUCCGAGUGUCUCCUGAUUUUUGCUUGUCGCCUGAUGUCCGAGUGUCUCCUGAUUCCUGCUUGUCGCCUGAUGUCCGAGUAUCUCCUGAUUCCUGCUUGUCACCUGAUGUCCGAGUGUCUCCUGAUUCCUGCUUGUCGCCUGAUGUCCGAGUGUCUCCUGAUUCCUGCUUGUCGCCCGAUUCCUGCUUGUCGCCUGAUGUCCGAGUGUUUCCUGAUUAAUGCGUGUCGCCCGAUUCCUGCUUGUCGCCUGAUGUCCGAGUGUCUCCUGAUUCCUGCGUGCCGCCUGAUGUCCGAGUGUCGCCUGAUUCCUGCGUGUCGCCUGAUUCCUGCUUGUCGCCUGAUGUCCGAGUGUCUCCUGAUUCCUGCGUGUCGCCUGAUGUGGAGUGUCUCCUGA
This is a messenger RNA of Gigantopelta aegis, 486 nucleotides long. RefSeq lists its product as uncharacterized. NCBI's taxonomy places the organism in Eukaryota, Metazoa, Mollusca, Gastropoda, Neomphalida, Peltospiridae. Bases 1 to 486 code for a protein of 161 amino acids. The transcript has a single exon. The record is from RefSeq and is a predicted model, not a curated record.